This is a messenger RNA of Arabis nemorensis, 441 nucleotides long. NCBI's taxonomy places the organism in Eukaryota, Viridiplantae, Streptophyta, Magnoliopsida, Brassicales, Brassicaceae. The record is from the annotation of a GenBank genome assembly.
AUGGAGAUUGAGGAUGAGGUUAACUUUGCGAUUGGUAGGAUAAGAAAAGGAAAUCAGAUUAGGACUAGAAGGGCAAGCUUGGUUUCUCUACCAGAGAUUUGCACAUCUCAACAUCAGCGUCGCCCUUUCAGAGCUCAGGGCUGCUUAGCAGUUCAAUUGACAGGAAGAAGCAUGGUUUUGGAUUCGUAUGUGACUAUGUCAUUAGUUUUUGAAGUUGAUUCAGCUGCUCAACAGUUCAAUGGCUAUUGUAUUUAUAUUCAUUUCCAGAUGAGAAAUCAGGAGGGUAUUGCUGCUCUUAACCUCUAUGUAAGGGACGACUAUGUCCGUGCAGCUCCUGGUGGAGCUAGAGGUGUCAAAAGCAUCACAAAUUAUUCUCCGGUUAACAGUGUGAGGCUACCAUACCACAUAGGAGAUAAACGACAGCUUGCUCUGAAAGUUUAG